Lutzomyia longipalpis is the source of this 459-nucleotide messenger RNA. RefSeq names its product protein suex-1-like. The record is from RefSeq and is a predicted model, not a curated record. Lineage: Eukaryota; Metazoa; Arthropoda; Insecta; Diptera; Psychodidae. The transcript is spliced from 3 exons. Bases 92 to 412 code for a protein of 106 amino acids.
ACUGAACUCUUGCGUUCAUUUUGGCAAAUUUCUUUAAAAUUUCAGAGGAGACACAUCAGAGAAUUUACUGUGAAAGGUGGAAAUUUUAAUCAUGAAAGGGUUAAUUUAUUUAUUCGUCCUUAUUGGUGUUGUGUGCGCAAUUCCAGUUAUUCAGGAGAGUCCAAAGGAGACAUCCGUGAAGCUUUCGCCGGUUGAAGAUUCAGAGGAUAAUGCCGGUGAGGAGGGAGUUGACUUAAAGCCAGCUGAGAAUUUCUUCAUUGGAUACGGCGGUGGUUACAAUCCCUGGGGCUAUGGAGGCUACGGGGGCUAUGGUGGUUACGGAGGAUACGGCGGCUAUGGACACAGACGCCAUGGUUGGGGUGGCUAUGGGAGCUUCUCAAGAUCCAGCUUUUCCAGCGAGUAUUGGGGAUAAACUCAUGUUAAGCAAAUAAAUAAAAUCACGUUUUUUUUUCACAAAAA